AUGACUGACGAAGGGUAUACGAAAGAGCAAGAGGUUCUCACGAAGUCGAUUGUGGGUAAAAACAACCAUGCGUUUUACGAAGUGCUUUCUGUUGAAAGAACAGCGUCCGAUAUCGAGAUCAAAAAGGCGUACAGAAAACUGGCCGUGAAAUUACACCCAGACAAGAAUAAACAUCCACGGGCAAGUGAAGCUUUCAAACGCAUCAAUAGAGCUUUUGAAGUUUUGAGUGACAUUUCCAAAAGGCGUAUUUACGAUCAAAUUGGUAGAGACCCAGACGACAGAGGAGCACGCGAUCCGUCAAGCAGCGGGUUUGCCAGCGGAUCCUCCUCUUCUUCCUCCUUUUCACCAGAUGGCAUGUUUUUCAGAAGAGCCCAACAGAAUGGGCCUCCUCCCGACAUUUUUGAUUUUCUGUUUAAUUCGCGAGCCGCAGGCGGCGGACACCCUUUCAACAGCGCUUUUGGAGGUGCACCAUUUGGUGGUGGUGGACCCUUUGAUGGACCCUUCGGUGGCCACGGUGGAACUACAUUCACUUUUGGCGGACCCAACGGUUUCAAAGUUUAUACUAAUGGCGGGCCAAGAGCUCGAGCGUCGCCUGGAGGCGCUCAAGAUGCCCAGCAGCAACAACAGGAGGAACAACGUGAAGUGCAGCAAAUAAUGAGAAUACUCAUACCUAUUUUGGUGAUUCUGUUUUUACCGAUGUUAGAGAGAUUCCUUUUUGGUGGCUAA
Messenger RNA from Lachancea lanzarotensis, 726 nucleotides. RefSeq names its product LALA0S03e04302g1_1 (gene HLJ1). Gene Ontology annotation, cellular component: endoplasmic reticulum membrane. The transcript has a single exon. Gene Ontology annotation, biological process: cellular response to misfolded protein. Gene Ontology annotation, molecular function: Hsp70 protein binding. NCBI's taxonomy places the organism in Eukaryota, Fungi, Ascomycota, Saccharomycetes, Saccharomycetales, Saccharomycetaceae. The record is from RefSeq and is a predicted model, not a curated record. Bases 1 to 726 code for a protein of 241 amino acids.